Ilyonectria robusta is the source of this 507-nucleotide messenger RNA. RefSeq names its product ER protein Pkr1-domain-containing protein. The transcript has a single exon. Gene Ontology annotation, biological process: vacuolar proton-transporting V-type ATPase complex assembly. Gene Ontology annotation, cellular component: endoplasmic reticulum membrane. Bases 1 to 507 code for a protein of 168 amino acids. The record is from RefSeq and is a predicted model, not a curated record. NCBI's taxonomy places the organism in Eukaryota, Fungi, Ascomycota, Sordariomycetes, Hypocreales, Nectriaceae.
AUGGCCUCCUUCAUGGUCGACCUCUGGGAGGGCAUCUUCACCCCCGGCCCCACGCCCACCCUCCUCAAGGCCACCAACGCCUCCUUCGCCGCCCUCCAGCUCGUCCUCUUCCUCCUCCUGCUCGCCACCUACAGCGUCCACUUCGUCGUCCUGACCAUCCUCUGCGCCGGCCUGUGGUGGAGCGUCAACUGGUUCGCCACCGAACUGUACGCCGUCCAGGCCCGCGAGCGCGAGGAGGAGGCCAAGCGUAAGGAGAAGGAGGGGGAGAAGCAACGGCAGUCGGACGCCGAUGAUGAUACCGAGACCGAGGUCGAGUCCGCCGACCCGGCCAAGAAGCCCGUUCCUGGUCCGGUCCCCGUCCCGGCUGCCCCGGUUGAUGCGGGUCUGGAACCGAUCGAUCCCCGGGGCGAGGUGACGCACCGUCCUGGACCGGGGACCCAGUCGAGCGCCAGCACCGAGGACGAGUGGGAGAAGGUUUCGGAGAAUGAGAAUGACAAGGAUAAAUAG